This is a messenger RNA of Magnolia sinica, 4048 nucleotides long. RefSeq names its product autophagy-related protein 18g-like. Gene Ontology annotation, biological process: autophagy; response to starvation. The record is from RefSeq and is a predicted model, not a curated record. The coding region runs from base 356 to 3436 and encodes 1026 amino acids. Gene Ontology annotation, cellular component: cytoplasm. NCBI's taxonomy places the organism in Eukaryota, Viridiplantae, Streptophyta, Magnoliopsida, Magnoliales, Magnoliaceae. Gene Ontology annotation, molecular function: protein binding. The transcript has 9 exons.
UCUCUACACUUGCGUGUAAGCUUUUAAAAACCCAUUUUUAUUUUCGCUUCCAAGAAAGAUAACAACACCCCAAAUACAACUUCCCCCAAAAGCCCAAGCAAGAAGAGAGAGAGAGAGAGAGAGAGAUAUGAAGUCAAACACAAAUCCUGAAAAUUCUAUCUCUUCCCUCUUUAGUCAGAUUCUGGCGGGUCUCUGAUCGGGACUCUGAUGGUUUUUCCGAUCGUCGUCAGGCGCUGAUGGGUAGUGGAGGAGGAUAUGGAGGAAGGGUAUUUUGGUAAAAGGACAGGGCAACAGCAGGAACAAGAAAGGAGGAGUAGGUGGUUCCCUUUUCGUUUGGAAGAUAGAGGAAGAAGGGAUGAGAAAGGCGAAAGGAAGUGGUAGGACUAAUGGUGGGAUUCUGCCUAAUUCGUUAAAGAUUAUUUCUUCUUGCUUGAAGACGGUCUCUACCAAUGCUAGCACCGUCGUUCGCUCCGCCGGUGCCUCUGUUGCCGCCUCGAUUGCAGUCGCUGCGGCGUCUGAUGUUGAGAAGGACCAGGUAUUGUGGGCUGGUUUUGACAAGCUUGAGCUUUGUCCAACUAUCUUCCGACAUGUUCUUUUACUUGGUUAUACCAACGGCUUUCAAGUUAUUGAUGUCGAGGAUUCCUCUAAUUUCCAUGAACUCGUCUCAAAGCGUGAUGGCCCGGUUACAUUUUUACAAAUGCAGCCCAUUCCAGUUAAUUCGGAGGCUCAUGAGGGAUUCAGAGCAUUGCAUCCUUUACUGUUGGUUGUUGCAGGUGAUGAGGAUGAUGGCUCAGAUAUGGUUCGAGGUGCCCAUUUGAGCGGGCCAAUUAGAGAUAAUACUAGUGAGCCUCAAUCAGGAAAUUUCAUUUCCACUCCUACAGUUGUUCGGUUUUAUUCACUAAAAUCCGACAGUUAUGUGCAUGUUCUGAGAUUCAGAUCUGCUGUACAUAUAAUUCGAUGCAGUCCUCGAAUAAUCGCAGUCGCUCUUACAUCACAGAUAUACUGCUUUGACGCCGUCACUCUUGAGAAUAAAUUCAGUGUGCUGAGUUAUCCCAUACCCCAGGGAGGACAAGGAAUGGCAGGGGUUAACAUUGGUUAUGGUCCAAUGGCUGUGGGCCCAAGAUGGUUAGCUUAUGCUUCCAACAAUCCUGUCUUGUCAAACACAGGCCGUCUAAGUCCACAAAAUCUUACACCUUCUCCAGGUGUCAGUCCAUCAACUUCACCCGGCAGUGGGAACUUGGUGGCCCGCUAUGCGAUGGAGUCUAGUAAACAGUUGGCUGCUGGAAUAAUUAACCUUGGGGACAUUGGAUACAAGACAUUGUCUAAAUACUGCCAAGAGCUUCUACCUGACGGUUCCAACUCUCCUAUAUCAUCGAACACGAGCUGGAAAGUCAGCAGAGUUACAUCUGCCGUGCAUCCAAGUGAAACAGAUAAUGCUGGAAUGGUUGUUGUUAAGGACUUUGUUUCAAAGGCUAUUAUUUCACAAUUCAGAGCACAUACCAGUCCAAUAUCUGCACUCUGCUUUGAUCCAAGCGGUACCCUAUUGGUUACUGCCUCUGUGCAUGGCAACAAUAUAAAUGUCUUUCGCAUUAUGCUGUCAACCAUGCAAAAUGGUUCAAACUCUGCACGCUAUGAUUGGACUUCAUCCCAUGUGCAUCUUUACAAGCUAUAUCGUGGACUAACAACAGCUGUCAUACAAGACAUCUGCUUUAGUCAUUCUAGCCAGUGGGUAGCAAUUGUAUCAUCCAGGGGGACAUGUCAUAUUUUUGUCUUAUCCCCAUUUGGUGGCGAUGUUGGUCUUCAGACACAAAGCGUACAUAGUGAUGGGCCGAUCCUUUUGCCAAGUCUAUCAUUGCCAUGGUGGUCAACUUCCUCUUGCGUGAUAAAUCAGCAACCUCGGUCGCCCCCACCUCCUUUAACACUUUCCGUAGUCAGCAGGAUAAAAAAUGGCAGCUUCAGAUGGCUCAAUACAGUGAGCAAUGCUGCUGCUUCUGCAACUGGAAAGAUAAAUGUGCCGUCCGGUGCAAUUACUGCUGUUUUCCAUAAUUCCAUUCAUCAAAUUCUUCAGCCUGUUCAUGCAAAGGCCAACUCGUUGGAGCACCUUUUGGUUUACUCUCCAUCUGGUCAUGUAAUCCAACACGAGCUUCUGCCAUCAUCAGGUGUUGAGUCAUGUGAUACUAGUUUGCGAACAGGUCCUGGCCCUUAUGUUCCGAUUCAAGAUGAGGAGUUGCGGGUGAAGGCGGAACCUGUUCAGUGGUGGGAUGUCUGCCGAAGGUCGAAUUGGCCGGAAAGGGAGGAAAGCCUUUCAAGUGUUACCUUUGAUAGACUGGUAACAACAGAGGUGGUCAUGGAUACUUCGGAUUGUGAAGAUAAUGAUCCAAAGUCUUCAAAGUCAUUUAACAGUAGUGCAAUGGGAAAAGAUGUGGUAAGAACCCAUGAAAGGUCCCACUGGUACCUUUCCAAUGCUGAAGUGCAGAUAAGCUCAGGGAGGAUACCGAUAUGGCAGAAAUCUAAGAUUUGCUUCCGUACAUUGAUGCCUUCGAAUGCCAGUGAAAGAAAGCUUGCCAAUGAUUGUUCUGGUGGAGAGAUUGAAAUAGAAAAGAUCCCAGUUCAUGAGGUUGAAAUAAGGAGAAAGGAUUUAAUGCCUGUUUUUGAGCAUCUUCAGAGCAUCAAACCGGAUUGGGUUGACAGGGGCCUUGUUGGAGGUAGAUAUCCAAGUUCUUCCUCUUUGGAGUGCCACCAAACUAAAGACAAAUUCAUGGAAGAGAAGGUUAUUAGGCGCUCCUUGUCUACAUCAUCAGGAUCAGGGGAAAGCUCACAUGUUGGAAAGCUCUCAUGUGGAUCAGCUAGAACAACUGACAAUUUGCCUGACUUGGAUCAAAUGAAUCCAGUGGGAAGCUGCGAACCUGUCACCUUGCUAGCAAUGGAGAAGCCGAUUCCUCAAGGAUCUGUACGGGGCUCGACUAUAAUGGACCAUUGCCAAUCUCCUAGGAUACCAAAAGAGAACUAUGACCAUGGUUGUGUAUCUUUUCUUUCUGGGCUUUCAAACUUAGGCGAUGGCUGCAUCGCAAAUGGUCCGUCCUCUUUAGAGAGCGACGCAUCUUGUGUUGGAAGACAAGUCACCAAAGGUGCUCUCUCUUCGAACAAUGUUGUGAGCAGUGAAGUCUGGAAUGCCUCUGGUUCAAACCCUUCUGAAUCGAGUUUAAACAUUCACACAGAGACUGAACGCGCCGACUCGCACAAUUCACUGGAUUUUGCUCAAUAUUUUCACGAGGGCUAUUGUAAAAUAUCAGAACUCGAUGAUUGCCGUGAGUUGACUGAGGUUGUUACUGAUGCUGACAGCAGCAGCAGCCACUGCGAGAGAGAAAAGCCCGAGGAAGAUGGUGACAAUGACGACAUGCUUGGUGGCAUGUUUGCCUUUAGCGAAGAAGGUUAAUGGGUGCCCCACAAAUCCAUUCAAGUGUAUAAAAAAAAAACGAAAAAAGAAAAAAAGAAAAAGCCAAACUCAUGCCACCCUCAAGCCCAUUCACAUUUCAAAAUCGUGUACAAAGGUUGGUGACAUUUCAUUUGCAAUAGUAGUCCAAGGGCAGGGUUAUCUUUGAGCCCCUUUACAAGCUUUAAUCAUUGCAGCUGUCUGUCCUGCAUUGAUAUUUCACCUUUAUAAGGAGAAGACGUAACUGAUUCAAGAGACGACACCCCCCAAAAACCAUUCUGUAUAAUGGAGAAGAUACUGACCCGGAAACCCAAUUGCUGAAGUUGUGCCAAAAGAGACUUCUCCUCUCUCUCCCUCUCUCUCAACCAAUGUACAUGCUGUAGAUGGAGAUUCAGAAAUUCUUGGAUUGUCGAGUUCGUAUGACGUGGGGAAGUUUGCUGCGCUCUUGGUAUUGUAGGAGUAGCAUCUGUUUCUCUUUUAGGAGAUGGAACUUUCUAUCAUGUCUGAUGGUUGUACAGAAUUUUAUCUGUUUGGACAGGUUCUUUGCUGAGCUGAUGAUUGGUGGGGACAUUCCUAAAUGUCUCUGAAUGAAUGAAAUUGGGUUCUUUUAUUGCA